Chilo suppressalis (striped riceborer) is the source of this 1701-nucleotide messenger RNA. Lineage: Eukaryota; Metazoa; Arthropoda; Insecta; Lepidoptera; Crambidae. The record is from the annotation of a GenBank genome assembly.
AAAUUUCUGUCAUUCGCGCUGCAGUACGGCACGGUAACAGCACGCUUCUAUUUUCUAUUUGGAUUUUGACGUGUGACGACAAACAGCUGCAGCUCAGGAUUCGGUUGCAGAUCGGUGGUGAAUAGUAAUUUAGACAGUCGGUAAUGAAAAAGUGAUUGAAAUGGCUGAAAGUAAAGGUGCGUUAAUCGCGAAAUCAGUGCAAAAACAUGCCGGACGAGCCAAGGAAAAGUUACUCCAAAACCUUGGCAAAGUGGAUCGGACGUUGGAUGACAUAUUCGAGGAACACUUGCAGAACUUCAACAGACAGCACCAGCAAGCCACGCGGUUACAGAAAGAGUUCAACAACUACAUAAGAUGCAUACGAGCGGUGCAAACAGCGUCCAAAUCGCUAAUGGAAGCGAUAACGGAGGUGUACGAAAGCGGUUGGUCCGGCCACGACCUGCUUUACGUUCAAGCUCAGAACAUGGAGAUGUUGUGGCAGGACUUCUCUCACAAACUGGGUGACCAGGUGCUCAUACCGCUCAACACUUACACCAACCAGUUUCCAGAAGUCAGGAAAAAAGUGGAGAAACGAGGGCGUAAACUAGUGGACUACGACAGCCAAAGGCAUAGCUUUCAAAACUUACAGGCGAACGCCGCCAAGAGAAGGGACGAUGUCAAGAUAACCAAAGGCCGCGAACAAUUGGAAGAAGCUAAACGCACGUACGAAGUAUUGAACUCGGAACUUCACGACGAAUUGCCCGCGCUCUACGACUCGCGCGUAUUGUUCUACGUACACAAUCUACAAACUUUAUUCUCGGCUGAACAACUUUUCCACUCUGAGACCACUAAGGUAUUCGCUGAGCUAGAGGCCAUAACCGACAAGCUAGCAACGGAAUGCCAACGCGGCUCCUACACCAAACGCGUUAACAAUCACGUCGCGCCUCAGCCGAUACAACACAACGGCAACUCUGCCUCGCCCAACGACACCGUGCAAACCCCGAAAUCCGAACGAGCGGCACCACCUUCCCCCGGCUGGGUGCCGCCUUCGCCAGGCCAGACGCCCCCAUCACCGGGCCAGUCGCCACCUCCACCGGGACUGUCGCCCCCUCCACCGGGCGAUACAACCCCUCCACCGGACCAUUCUACCCCUACCCCGGGACAUAAGACCCCUCCACCGGGCCAGUUGACCCAAUCACCCCCCUCUCCAGUGCAAAAUGGCGCCGCCCCCCCACCCCCUGCCCGUCGUGAACAAGAAAAGCCGCUAGACAACAACAAGGACGGAGACCUGUACGACGUGCCAGUCGGGUCCCCAGUACCUGCGGAGAAAUUGAAUAAUAACGGCGAAGACAAGCAACUAGACGUUGAAAAGAAACAGAAUGAGACAGAGCACAAACCUAACGACAAUCAGAGCAAGACAGACGAAGUUUACGACAUUCCAGUCGGGGCGACGUUAGCCGGUCUGCCGGCGGGCACUCUGUACCGCGUGCGCGCGACCUACCGCUACACGCGCGAGGACUCCGACGAGUUGUCCUUCGACGUGGGUGACGUCAUUCGCGUCGUGGAGUACGACGACCCUGAUGAACAGGAGGAAGGCUGGCUGAUGGGCAUCAAAGAGACAACUAAUGAGAAAGGAAUGUUCCCUGCCAAUUUCACGCGGCCGAUAUGAGCUCGACAUAACACGAUAAUAUCGCCACACCACUCGAGAUAUCGCCACUCCAC